AUGCCACGGCUAAUUGAUCUUUCAACCAACGAUAAGGACUUUUUCCAAUCUUUGCUCCAUGAUGCAGGAACUCGUUAUGAUGGCAGACAGUUUGAUCAAAUGCGUGAUGUAGACAUCUCCUUUGGCGAUUCUUACGGGCAUGUCAACCUCACACUUGGGAAAACAAAACUUGUUGUGCGCAUCUCAGCAGAAGUCAGUAAACCCUAUGAGGAUCGUCCACAUGAAGGAAUCUUCAUCAUCACUACAGACAUCAGUGCCAUGGCAUCACCGCAGUUUGAAAACAUGCGACAGUCCGAGGACGAGGUUUUACUGACGCGGCUCAUUGAAAAGGCUAUCCGUCGUUCAAACGCGCUCGAUGUAGAAUCCCUUGUCAUUUCCGCGGGCUCCGCGUGCUGGAUCAUUAGAGCCGACGUCCAUUAUCUCAACUUUGAUGGUGGACUUGUUGACGCCACUUGUCUCGGUGUCAUUGCCGGUCUUCUUCACUUCCGUCGCCCUGAUACCUCGGUCGAAGGCAAUUCCUACGUCGUGCACUCGCUGGAAGAGCGCAACCCCAUCCCGUUAUCAAUCCUUCACAUCCCCAUCUCUGUUACAUUUUCCUUCUUCAAACCACCAGUCAAGACCACUGCCAAUACUACUACCACCAUAAAGAAAGAUUCCCCAGAUGAUUAUGACCAGGAUAUGGAAGACGCAGCCCCAAAUUCUAUUGCCAAAUCAGACGUAAUUCUCGUCGAUACCACUGCAAAGGAAGAAUCUCUCAGAGAUAGCUACAUGACCAUCACAAUCAAUAAAAAUAGAGAACUCUGUCAAGUCUCAAAGUCUGGAGGUACCGAGGUCGACGGUUAUGUCAUUAUGAAUUGUGCCUCUACUGCUUACAAUAUUGCAACAAAACUUACAGACCUGAUACAGACAAAGCUCAAGCAAGAUGAACUUAAGCGGACAACUCCCGCCUUGGUCUCAGAACUUCAAGCUGAAAACGAUAGAUGA
Magnusiomyces paraingens is the source of this 984-nucleotide messenger RNA. RefSeq lists its product as uncharacterized. Gene Ontology annotation, cellular component: cytoplasmic exosome (RNase complex); nuclear exosome (RNase complex). Gene Ontology annotation, biological process: nuclear polyadenylation-dependent mRNA catabolic process; nuclear mRNA surveillance; U4 snRNA 3'-end processing. NCBI's taxonomy places the organism in Eukaryota, Fungi, Ascomycota, Dipodascomycetes, Dipodascales, Dipodascaceae. Bases 1 to 984 code for a protein of 327 amino acids. The record is from RefSeq and is a predicted model, not a curated record. The transcript has a single exon.